UGACUUGUAUGACUUCUAUCACUAUUUCUACAUGCUGACCAACGUCCUGUUCUACGUCAGCUCGGCCAUCAAUCCCAUCCUCUACAACCUGGUGUCUGCCACCUACCGCCAGAUCUUCUUCUCCACGUUACGGUACUUCUGUCUGCCCUGCCGCCAUACACCCAGGAGGCACCCCCACCCCCUUACCCGCCACUCCAUCAGCAUCUCCAGCAACCACACCCUCGCCACCAACAUCAUCAAAGAGACGGCAUACUGAUUGGGCUGCGAUGGGGCACACUCUCUCAUACUAUAAACCCAUCUUGUGGUUAAUGGUUCAUUUUCAUCAAGGAAAUUCUGGUACCGGUUUGGAGACUGUUAGCAGAGGCUGAUCUGGUACUGGGGUCAUUGUCAUGUGCCGUUAAGUGCCCACUGUGGUCUUAUUUCUGAUUCACAUUUUAUUAUAUGUUAUUGUAAGUGUUUUUAUUUAGUAUAACGUAAUAAAACACAUUUGUGAAAUCAAAAAACAAAAUAUGACAAUGGAAGAAAAAAAAAGCAAGGACAAGCAGUGAAGGAGUAUCUUUUGAAAUGUUAACUGAUAUGUAAAUGUUUUAUACAGUAUAUUUCUAUGUAAGUGUUUUUAUUGGACUUUGGAUCAUUCACACUUGCUUGGUGCUCUACGGUGUAAAUAACUCCACUAUUUCUGUGUUUUGUAAGCUUUAACAUUUAAAAUUUCGGAACGUACUUUCUCUAGAACAAUGGCUUCUGGCUUUCUACACCACAAAAGUUCUGAUGUAACCUUCCUUUGUGCUAUUUUGUGUGAGUAUCUGUGGAUAAACCUGGCUUUGAUGUUAGAAGAAAGAGAGGCAGAGAGUAGGUAUUACUCUUUCUUGAAUCCAAGUUGCAGUGACAGCUGUAUAAAUCACUUACAUCAUUACGACUGACUUCUCUUGCCUCUCUUGGCUUUGUCACAAGCAGCUUUUUAACGACACUUUUUGUUGAAUAGAGGGUGGGUCCAGGUAAUCGUCACACUGCUUAGACUAUAAUAUGAAUGUCUAUUGGAAUUCUUAAUAGUUAACAGUCUUCUGCAUUCACAACAGCCUUUUAAAAAUGUGAAGUGGGUAGACACAGACAUGGAGAAGUGAGCAAUUAUUUAGUUAAGGAUUUGUACAAAACAGUAGUGAGCAUGUGGAGCAAAUAACACAUGUUGGAAAUGAAGUCAUGCAUAGACACAAGCAUGCCUACCCGAAAUGAA
Morone saxatilis (striped sea-bass) is the source of this 1231-nucleotide messenger RNA. RefSeq names its product neurotensin receptor type 1-like. The record is from RefSeq and is a predicted model, not a curated record. Gene Ontology annotation, cellular component: plasma membrane. Gene Ontology annotation, biological process: neuropeptide signaling pathway. Gene Ontology annotation, molecular function: G protein-coupled neurotensin receptor activity. NCBI's taxonomy places the organism in Eukaryota, Metazoa, Chordata, Actinopteri, Moronidae.